Molecule: messenger RNA, 1017 nt
Organism: Capronia epimyces CBS 606.96
Lineage: Eukaryota; Fungi; Ascomycota; Eurotiomycetes; Chaetothyriales; Herpotrichiellaceae
Product: 3-methyl-2-oxobutanoate hydroxymethyltransferase
Exons: 1
Coding region: 1-1017 (338 amino acids)
Biological process (GO): pantothenate biosynthetic process
Cellular component (GO): mitochondrion
Molecular function (GO): magnesium ion binding; 3-methyl-2-oxobutanoate hydroxymethyltransferase activity
Source: RefSeq, a predicted model, not a curated record
AUGGCCGCAAUCACCUGCACCAGUGGAACAUCUCUUCUCGCACGAGCUCCUCUUCGAAGAACACGUCUACCGAGUCUUACACGAAAGAGCCCACCGUGGCAGCAGCUUCGCUGGAGCUCACAUGCGCCGACAUCUCCCUCACUCCUGGCUCGAGGCCAGAAGCCUGUCACUAUCCAGACUCUGCGAAAGAUGUAUGGGGAGAAAAGCCCCAUAACAAUGUUGACGGCACAUAAUUUUCCUUCUGCGCUGAUGGCACAGGAGGCUGGAAUGGACGUGAUCUUGGUGGGCGAUUCGCUUGCAAUGGUCUCUCUCGGCAUGUCAGACACGUCCGAAGUCACACUCGACGAAAUGAUCGUGUCAGCUCGAGCGGUCAGCCGCGCAGUCACCCGGUCGUUCACCGUUGGAGAUCUACCCAUGGGUUCCUACGAGAUCAACCCAGAACAGGCUCUCGCCAGCGCAAUCCGAAUGGUCAAAGAAGGUCGAAUGCAGAGUGUCAAACUUGAAGGCGGAGCGGAGAUGGCGCCUGCGAUCAGGAAGAUCACAACCGCAGGCAUACCGGUGUGUGCACACAUUGGUCUGACCCCACAACGACAGCAUGCUCUUGGUGGAUUUCGCGUCCAGGGCAAUACGCUCGACAAAGCCAUGUCUCUGCUUGCGGAUGCCAAAGCGGUACAGGAGGCCGGAGCUUUCGCCGUCGUUCUGGAAUGCGUUCCACCUGAUAUUGCGGAAGAAGUGACGGGUGCGCUGAAAAUACCCACGAUUGGUAUCGGCGCCGGAAACAAAACUAGUGGCCAAGUCCUAGUACAAGACGACAUGCUUGGGGUUCGACCUGCGGACUCCUUCCUGCCCAAGUUCGUCAAGAAGUAUGGGUCAAUAUGGGACGCCGGCUUAGCUGCCAUAAAGCAGUAUAAAGACGAAGUGGCCGACCGAAGUUACCCAGGUCCCCAGCACGUAUACAAGGGCGACGCAAAGGUAACUGCGGCAUUCAAAGCUGCCAUCGGGGCGGGCGAGGCAUAG